Messenger RNA from Paramecium pentaurelia, 873 nucleotides. Lineage: Eukaryota; Ciliophora; Oligohymenophorea; Peniculida; Parameciidae. The record is from the annotation of a GenBank genome assembly.
AAUGUCAGGUAUCACUAUAUAUCUAUAAUAGAGGAAUCAUAAUAUUCUGAGCAUCCAGGUGGGUGGAUUGAAUGGUUUUGUCAAUUACCAUAAAAUUAAUAUCUGACUGAAGUGGAUUCCGAAUUCAUUCAAGAUCCAAAUAAUUAUGGCCACCUCAUUAAAUAAUUCAAUCUCUUUUAAUAAGCUUUAUAAAUGAUAUUAUCAUCAGAAUAACCAGAUACUUUAGAUCUAGAAAAUGAGAAGUAUUUUAUUUUAUCAUACCUAGAUUCCUUGAAUUAUAUACAGAAGCCAGUGAUAUAUACGGAUUACUUCAUUAAGCAUUUAUCUAAACCCCUAAAGGCUUAGCAAUAAUGAGAGAAAGAUUUUUGAAUGCCAGAUUUGGUCAUUGUCCAAGAGUCCUUUGUGAAAAAUAAAAUACCAUUCCUAUUGGUUUAAGUGAGAGCCUCAAAACUAGUAGAAUUAAAGUAUAUUGCCCAAGAUGUAAAGAAGCAUAUGCUCCACGUAAAAGUUAAGCUGACUUUGAUGGAGCAUAUUUUGGUCGCAGUUUCCCUAUGUUGCUUUUAUUGGUAUAGCUUAAUAGUUUAUCAUAAGACUUACCCUGAUAUACAUCCAAAAUUUACAAUUUAAUUAGGGACUGAAUUAUUUACUCCUUUCUAACCAACUCUUUAUGGAUUUAAAGUCAGAGAUGAAAUAUAAAUCUAAUAAUCUUCUCCAUAGUUACAAUCAUAAUAAUCAUAAUAGUAAUAGUAAUAAAUUAUUACUGAACAUACAAAUGGAAUUAUUGAAAAAGAAAAUCACCAUUAAUAAGAAAAAUAAAAUGCUGAACAAGAAUCAAAAUAAUCAAAAAAGAAAAAGAAAAAUAAAAAUAAAUGA